Molecule: messenger RNA, 366 nt
Organism: Gossypium arboreum
Lineage: Eukaryota; Viridiplantae; Streptophyta; Magnoliopsida; Malvales; Malvaceae
Product: myosin-11-like
Exons: 1
Coding region: 1-366 (121 amino acids)
Source: RefSeq, a predicted model, not a curated record
AUGAGAAAUGUUGGCUUGGGUAAAAUGUUUGAACAGUGGAGGCACGAAAUCCAAGAGGAAAAGGCUAGGGCUGAUUGGUGGGAGAAAAAGUUCCAUGACGCUCAAGCUCGAGAAGUUACUUGUAAAAAGAGUUUGGAUGAUAGCCAGAAAGAAAAACAGAUGUUAAGAGCUCGGGUGGCAGAGUUAGAAAUGGCACUACAGCAACAUCGGAGUCAUAACUCAGUGAUUGAAUUAAGGGCUAGCCUAAGUAGGAUCAAGAAUUUGAAGGGGAAAGUAGAAGAACUUGAGACUACACUUCAGAACUGUAAGAAUCAGAUUGAAUUAUUGGAAGCAAAUAAUGAGCAACUAGGGGAGCAACUUCACUGA